Messenger RNA from Meira miltonrushii, 1203 nucleotides. Its product is annotated as calcium-dependent phosphotriesterase. The record is from RefSeq and is a predicted model, not a curated record. Gene Ontology annotation, molecular function: arylesterase activity. The coding region runs from base 1 to 1203 and encodes 400 amino acids. The transcript is spliced from 2 exons. Lineage: Eukaryota; Fungi; Basidiomycota; Exobasidiomycetes; Exobasidiales; Brachybasidiaceae.
AUGGUAUUGACCAGAGCAUUAAUUUCUACAGUUGUUAUUGCAAUUGGUGUAUUCUAUCAAUUAGCAUUGCAACCCAUUCUCUUCAACCGAUUCGGAGUUGGACGUUCGGUUGAAGCAAUCAAUAACCAAAAUUGCGAAAUCAUCAAAGAGUUGGAAGCAUGCGAAGAUGCAUGGUACCAUCAACCUUCAGGAUUGCUUUACUUAGGUUGCUCUACUGUUGCAAAUAAACGAGCAUGGUUACCCAAUGCAGAUUUCUUUUCACAUGAAAAGUUGACAGGAUCCGAAUAUAUGGCAAUCCUGGAUACGAAAGCAACAGGACCAUAUUCUAGCCGCAUUAAGCGAAUCCAAACCCAAAACUUCCAAGGGCAUGAUGGAAAAGGUACACUUUUGCUCCAUGGAAUUGGUGCUUUCGUAGGUAAAGAUGGUUUAGGUGGAAAUGCAGAAGAUCAAAGUUUACGUUUAUUCCUCAUCAAUCAUCGUGUUCAAGCUGAUCCUCAUAUUCAUGGAGCAAACUCAACUGUCGAACUGUUUGAGACUACUUUGGGAAGUGAUACAAUGACCCACAUUAAAACUUUUGCUCAUCCACACAUCUUUACGCCAAACAAUUUAGUACCUACCGGACCUGAAUCGUUCUAUUUCACAAACGAUCACAGUGUCAAGAAAGGAUGGCAAAAACAAUUGGAUCUUAUCAUUCCUGGUUCUGGUAUCGGACAUUGUGACGCAAAGGGUUGCAAGAUGGUGAUCGAGAAAACUCUUUAUCCAAACGGACUGGCUGGAGCAUUGAAUUAUCCAAGUAAAGAAGCCAACGUUUUAUAUCAAGCAAGCACAACUGAAGAAUUUGUUUAUUCUUAUGAAAUUCAAGCAGACAAGAGCUUAAUUCUAAAGGAUAAAAUUCGCUCAGGUUAUCCAGGUGAUAAUAUCAAUAUGGCAAGUGACGGUAGCUUGGUAUUGGCUGCUUUCGCAAAACUUUUAACGACCGCUGAAGGUUUCAGUACUAAGGAUCCAAACCAUGUCGUUCCAUCAACAGUUGUUCGAAUCUCAAAGAAUCAAGGAAAAGACGCAUUUUACGGCAACAAGUAUAAUGUUGAAAAGCUCUUUGAAGAUGAUGGUAACGUUGUGAGCUUCCAAACCAAUGCUCAACUCGAUUCACAGCGAAAUUUAUUGUUCUUAAGUGGUGCGUACUCAGUUUCAUGUGGCUAUUGA